AUGGCCAAGAACGUUGGAAUUCUCGCCGCCGACAUCUACUUCCCCCCUACCUGUAUUCAGCAGGAAGCCUUGGAGGCUCACGAUGGUGCAAGCAAAGGAAAGUACACUAUCGGACUUGGACAAGAUUGCAUGGCGUUUUGUUCAGAGGUGGAAGAUGUCAUCUCCAUGAGUUUGACAGUGGUUACCUCCCUUCUUGAGAAAUAUGGGAUUGAUCCAAAACAAAUUGGUCGGCUGGAAGUAGGCAGCGAAACUGUCAUAGACAAAAGCAAAUCUAUUAAGACCUUCCUGAUGACAAUUUUUGAGAAACAUGGAAAUACUGACAUUGAAGGUGUCGACUCAACUAAUGCAUGCUAUGGGGGAACUGCAGCUUUAUUCAACUGUGUGAAUUGGGUGGAGAGUAGCUCGUGGGAUGGACGCUAUGGGCUUGUCGUGUGCACUGACAGUGCGGUCUAUGCAGAAGGACCGGCCCGACCGACUGGUGGAGCAGCUGCUAUUGCUUUGCUGAUUGGACCUGAUGCUCCUAUUGCUUUUGAAAGCAAAAUUAGGGGAAGUCAUAUGGCUCACGUCUAUGAUUUUUACAAGCCUGACCUUGCUAGUGAAUAUCCGGUUGUUGAUGGAAAACUUUCUCAAACAUGCUAUUUGAAGGCUCUCGAUUCUUGCUACAAGGAAUUAUGUAAAAAGUAUGAGAAAUUGGAAGGCAAACAAUUUUCUCUGGCUGAUGCCGAGUAUUUCGUAUUUCAUUCUCCUUAUAACAAGCUUGUACAAAAAAGCUUUGCCCGUUUGGUAUUCAAUGACUCCGUGAGGAAUGCCAGCUCCAUUGAUGAGGCCGCUACAGAAAAGCUGGCCCCAUUUGCGAGCCUACCUGGUGAUGAGAGCUACCAAAGCCGGGAUCUUGAAAAGGUAUCCCAGCAAGUUGCAAAGCCCCUAUAUGACGCUAAGGUGCAACCAACAACUUUGGUACCAAAGCAAGUUGGGAACAUGUACACUGCAUCUCUUUAUGCGGCAUUUGUAUCGCUCCUCCAUAAUAAGCACAGCUCAUUGGAUGGCAAGCGGGUGAUACUCUUCUCUUAUGGAAGUGGCUCUACUGCUACUAUGUUCUCAUUGCGCCUAAAUGCCGGUCAACAUCCCUUUAGCUUGGGGAACAUUGCAGCAGUGUUGAAUGUUGGAGAAAAGUUGAAGUCAAGACAUGAGUUCCCUCCCGAGAAGUUUGUUGAAGUUAUGAAGAUCAUGGAGCACAGGUAUGGAGGCAAAGACUUUGUGACAAACCAGGACAUUAGCCUUCUACUUCCAGGCACAUACUAUCUUACUGAAGUCGACUCUAAGUACCGGAGAUUCUAUGCCAAGAAGGAAGGAGGCAGUACUGCUGCCGUCACCUCCAAUGAGAAUGGAGUGGUUGCCAACGGUCACUGA
Molecule: messenger RNA, 1410 nt
Organism: Prunus armeniaca (apricot)
Lineage: Eukaryota; Viridiplantae; Streptophyta; Magnoliopsida; Rosales; Rosaceae
Source: the annotation of a GenBank genome assembly